AUGAAUAUCAAAGUGAAGAUGAUGAAGCAAGCUGCAAAUGUUUACACCAAUAAAAUAUUUGCAGAAUUUCAAGAUAAGUAUGUCAAGUCCCUUGAAGUAAACAUUGAAGAAACUGAACAUGAUGGUGAGAACACCAUGUAUACGGUUCUUGAUAGUGAUGGUGUAAAGGUGAGGAAUGUGAGAGUGGAGUGUGAUGGUUCAUUGACUUGCAAUUGUAGGAAGUUUGAAAUGAAGGGCAUUUUGUGUAGUCAUUGUUUGAAGAUCCUUAGAGACACCCUCAAGUUCAAAGAGAUUCCUUCACAAUAUAUUCUCAAGAGAUGGACUAAAAAAGUAAGAGCUGAAAAUGUGAAAGAUAGGUGUAGGCAUGAUAUUAAGGUUAAUGUAAGAUUACAUCAAACUUCACACUAUAGAUCAUUGAUGGAAAUAUUCAGAGCAGUAGAGUGUAGAGCUUUUGAAAGUGAGAAAACAUAUAACAUGAUGGUAGAGAAAGCGAAUGAAUUAAUUGCAAUCAUUGAAAGCAUGUUAAGUGCAAAAUUCACUAUGCCUUUUUCAGAUACUAUUGAACAAGAAAGCCCUUUGAGCACAUGCCCCGAAUGCUUUGAAUUGGAUGGUGUAGAGGAUACAAAUGUAGUUCAACCAAAAGGACUUAACAAAAGAGAGUGCACUAGCAAGAGAAUAAAGCGGACAAAAUGUGGUUUGGAGCUUACGUUGGCAAAGAAAAAUAAAACAAAUUCACAUAAUGCUUCUCAACCUUCUCAACCUCCCAUAUCUGUUGCUCCUCAACCUCCUCUCUUAUUUUCGGUGAGUGCUUCUCAACCACCUCUCUUGUUUUCGCCGAGUAUUCCUCAACUGACUCCUUUAUUUUAA
This is a messenger RNA of Camellia sinensis, 867 nucleotides long. RefSeq names its product protein FAR1-RELATED SEQUENCE 1-like. Gene Ontology annotation, biological process: regulation of DNA-templated transcription. Gene Ontology annotation, molecular function: zinc ion binding. Lineage: Eukaryota; Viridiplantae; Streptophyta; Magnoliopsida; Ericales; Theaceae. The record is from RefSeq and is a predicted model, not a curated record.